Etheostoma cragini (Arkansas darter) is the source of this 1027-nucleotide messenger RNA. Its product is annotated as protease-associated domain-containing protein 1-like. Bases 191 to 766 code for a protein of 191 amino acids. NCBI's taxonomy places the organism in Eukaryota, Metazoa, Chordata, Actinopteri, Perciformes, Percidae. The record is from RefSeq and is a predicted model, not a curated record. The transcript is spliced from 5 exons.
UUUGCAAGAUACGCAUGCGCAUAAAAAGAAGCGCGGAAGUAAAUGAUUGCUAGCUGCUCUGUUGCUUGGUUGUUUAUUGACAGAACGGUAGCUAGCAUACCGUACAAAAGGAAAAAUACCGUUCUCAAAUAGAAAGCCACGCUAAAGUAUCGUGUAGGUAACGUUGAGCAGCUCUACAAAUGUCUUGAACAUGGCAAGGGUUGUCCGGACGACAGCUUUAUUAUUAUACCUCUGGAGUGUUUUAAUGCAGUUUAAUCGCACAUCAGGUCUUGGGAUCAAUGAACUGCUUUAUUUCCGGGUCAUCAGCCCAGAAGACAUAGGGUACAUCUUCAGUGCAGCGCCUGCUAAAGACUUUGGAGGAGAUUUUACUUCGUCCUAUGAUGAGAUUUUCCUUGUGCCAGCAAACCCAGCAGAUGGCUGCUCAGACCUGGAGGACAGAGCAAUCAUCCAGGGACAAAUAGUCCUGAUGGAAAGAGGAGGUUGCUCCUUUGUACAAAAAGCCCGACACGUGGAGGAAGCGGGAGGAAAAGCUGUUCUGAUUGCUGAUAAUGUCGUGGACAAUGACAGUCAGUACCUGGAUAUGAUCACUGAUGGAAGCACUGCCAAACCAAGCAUUCCUGCUCUAUUCUUGCUGGGACGUGAUGGGAUGAUGAUCAGACGAUCGCUUCAGAGACAGGCCCUGCCGUGGGCUGUUAUUUCCAUUCCUGUCAAUGUUUCCUCUUUGGCCUCGUUCCCACUAAAGCAACCCCCAUGGACACUGUGGUAGAAAUAAUGCACAUCCACAACUUAAUGCACUUCCCCACUCAAUAAACAUAAAUUUUUAUCAGUGCUCAUGCUGUCAGCCGUGAAUAAACUCACAGCCACACAGGAAAAUUCUUUAUUGGUGGUUAAACAAAUUUACACAUGCUAGUGGUGAAUCAGUAAAAUAUACAUGUGUAUGCAUUGUUGUAUCACACUUGAACACACAGCCAGUUAUUAAAUGGACUCGCCUGAGCUGUUUAACCAGGUGAGGACAGACAAACCCAGC